This is a messenger RNA of Prionailurus viverrinus (fishing cat), 1213 nucleotides long. RefSeq names its product phosphatidylinositol specific phospholipase C X domain containing 3 (gene PLCXD3). Gene Ontology annotation, biological process: lipid metabolic process. Lineage: Eukaryota; Metazoa; Chordata; Mammalia; Carnivora; Felidae. The record is from RefSeq and is a predicted model, not a curated record. Gene Ontology annotation, cellular component: synapse. The transcript is spliced from 3 exons. Gene Ontology annotation, molecular function: phosphoric diester hydrolase activity. The coding region runs from base 152 to 1117 and encodes 321 amino acids.
AAAAUUAGCAUGUGUCUGCGCCAUCCUGUGGGUGUGGCGCAGAGCGGAGUGUAAACUCUAGCGGGGCCGGAGCAAACACUGGAUUAGCGGCAGCAGCCUGCCAGCCUGCCCGGGAGUGUGGGGACCAGCGCGCGGCACGCCGACCGGCACGAUGGCCUCGUCUCAGGGGAAGAGCGAGCUGAAAUUCGCCGACUGGAUGGCAACUCUGCCGGACAGCAUCCACAGCAUCCCCCUCACCAAUUUAGCCAUCCCAGGAUCUCAUGAUUCCUUCAGCUUCUACAUUGAUGAAGCCUCUCCAGUAGGGCCUGAACAGCCAGAAACCGUCCAGAAUUUUGUCUCUGUGUUUGGAACCGUAGCCAAAAAGCUGAUGCGGAAAUGGUUAGCCACUCAAACAAUGAACUUUACUGGUCAGCUAGGAGCUGGGAUCCGUUAUUUUGAUCUUCGAAUUUCUACCAAGCCCAGGGACCCCGACAAUGAACUCUACUUUGCUCAUGGUUUGUUCAGUGCCAAAGUCAAUGAAGGCCUUGAGGAGAUUAAUGCAUUCCUCACAGAUCACCAUAAGGAGGUAGUAUUCUUGGACUUCAACCAUUUUUAUGGGAUGCAGAAAUAUCACCAUGAAAAACUGGUCCAAAUGCUGAAAGACAUCUAUGGAAACAAGAUGUGCCCAGCGAUUUUUGCCCAGGAAGUUAGUCUAAAGUACCUGUGGGAGAAAGACUAUCAAGUGCUGGUCUUCUACCAUAGUCCAGUGGCUCUGGAAGUGCCCUUUCUCUGGCCUGGGCAGAUGAUGCCAGCACCCUGGGCCAACACCACAGACCCGGAAAAACUGAUCCAGUUUCUUCAGGCAUCCAUCACGGAGAGAAGAAAGAAGGGCUCGUUUUUUAUAUCUCAGGUGGUACUGACCCCCAAAGCUAGCACUGUGGUCAAAGGAGUGGCCAGUGGCCUCAGAGAAACGAUCACAGAAAGAGCUCUUCCUGCCAUGAUGCAGUGGGUCCGCACACAGAAGCCAGGAGAGAGUGGCAUCAAUAUUGUCACUGCUGAUUUUGUAGAACUUGGGGAUUUCAUCAGCACUGUCAUAAAGCUCAACUAUGUCUUUGAUGAGGGAGAAGCCAACACUUGAUAGUACCAUUUGGAGCAUCCACGAGUAAGAUAGAGAAGACUCAUUGUAUUAGGCAUAUUAUCUAUAAACACUCUGAUCUUCCUAUUCCACUGAGUC